Messenger RNA from Theileria parva strain Muguga, 4880 nucleotides. It is a transcript of the gene polr3a, whose product is annotated as RNA polymerase Rpb1 domain 5 protein. Gene Ontology annotation, molecular function: DNA binding; DNA-directed RNA polymerase activity. Bases 1 to 4854 code for a protein of 1617 amino acids. Gene Ontology annotation, biological process: DNA-templated transcription. The record is from RefSeq and is a predicted model, not a curated record. The transcript is spliced from 11 exons. Lineage: Eukaryota; Apicomplexa; Aconoidasida; Piroplasmida; Theileriidae.
AUGGUGGCGACUAAGAGGCAGAAGGUCAAACAGGAAGUCACUUCUUCGUCUAAUGAAGAACCAUCUUCCAACACCAAGAGGGGAUUCGACUUUAUUGAAAUUUAUAAUAGAUAUGAAUCGAUAAAUUCUAAAGAUUUAACUAAAUCUGAACCAACAAAAAAGCCUACAACUGUCAAGCCCUCGAGUUUCAUGAUGGAAACACAAACAGAGGGAUCGCUUAGAAAAGAAUACGUCCUUCCAUCAACUAAUAAGACUAUAAUUGAUAGUCUACAGUUCGACGUUAUGGCCAGCUCAGAUAUCUCAAGAGCUUCAGAAAUCGAGAUUGAACACAAACAACUUUACGUCAUGAAUUCAAGAAAACCUUGUGUUUAUGGCCCUCUAGAUUCAAGAUUAGGGUGUAACAAUAAAGAUGCGAUUUGUGAAACCUGUGGAAAAGGAUAUAAUGAAUGUGUUGGACAUUGGGGACAUAUAAAGCUGGCAUUGCCUGUAUUUCAUAUAGGAUUCUUUAAGUACACAAUACAGAUAUUGUACUGUAUAUGUAAGAAGUGCUCGUCACUGUUACUCUCAGAAGAAUCAAUUAAGAAGUUUUAUGAAUUGCAUAAAAAGGCCCAAGAUGAUCCGGUCUUAAAACCCCUAAUAUUUAAGAAUAUCGUACAAGAUUGUAAGAAAAUCUCAAAGUGUCCAAGAUGUGAAGCACCGCAAGGAGUUAUCAAGAAGAUAGUAAAACCCAUAAUAGACCAGUUCAUGAAGCUAAAGCACAUUUAUAAAUAUAAAGAGUAUGGGAAAAUGAAGACGGUGGAGGAGGAAUUAAACCCGCUGGUUGUAAAACACUUAUUUGAGAACAUUGACCCAGUACACUCAAAGGUCCUAAAUAUAGUUCACCCAGAAAAACUUAUUAUCUCAAAUCUAGCAGCUCCGCCCAACUGUAUAAGACCUUCAGUAUCUGUUGGUGAGGAGGGAACUACUGAAGAUGACCUAACUUGUAUCUUCUCUGACAUCGUAGAGAGUAAUAAUCAAUUGAAAUCAUAUAUUAAGAAUGGAGCACAGACAAAUUCAUUCAUUGUACAUUGGCAGAUUAUACAGUACCAGUGUACUCGAUUCAUUAACUCAGAUUCUCCAGCACUAGCACAACUUCUGUUAUCAAGGAGAGUAUCCAAGCCAGGAAGGGGAAUAUUCCAAAGACUAAAAGGGAAGGAAGGAAGGUUUAGGGGAAACUUGUCAGGGAAAAGAGUAGAUUUCUCAGCGAGAACAGUCAUAUCACCAGACCCAAAUGUAGGGAUAGAUGAAGUGGUGGUACCAGAGUGGAUAGCAAGAAGACUUACAUUCCCAGAAAGAGUAACGAAAUAUAACAUAGAUGUAUUGAAAAAAGCAAUAUUGAACGGUGUCUCAGUGUGGCCAGGAGCAUCAUACGUAAAUAAAUUAGAUGGGAGCAAGUGUAGCCUAAGAUUUGCUAACCCAAAACAUAUGUCUGAAAAUUUACAAGUUGGAGACAUAGUAGAAAGGCAUCUUUGGAAUGGAGAUAUUGUUAUCUUCAAUAGGCAGCCCUCGUUGCAUAGGCUAAGCAUAAUGUGUCACAGAGCUAGAGUUAUGAAUGGAUCGACGUUUAGAUUUAAUGAGUGUGUUUGUUUACCAUACAAUGCAGAUUUUGAUGGGGAUGAAAUGAACCUCCAUUUGCCACAAACUUAUGAAGCAAGAGCAGAAGCUCUUCAUCUCUUGAGUGUUUUGAAAAACCUGACUACACCUAGAAACGGAGAACCUCUAAUAGCGCCAGUUCAGGACUUUCUUUGCGCUUCGUACCUACUAACAAACAAGGAUAUGUUUCUAAACAGAGCAGAGUUCUCCCAGAUUAUUUCCUACUUCACAGACGGAACGAUACACAUUGAUCUUCCACCGCCCUCAAUAAUACAUCCAGUAACACUAUGGACAGGUAAACAAGUAUUUAGUGUCUUGAUUAAACCCAACAACAAAUCAAAGGUGAUGGUAAACAUAAGAGUCAGAGAACGUGAAUAUACUGAUCCAAAACAGUACUACGAGAAUUUAAACAAGAAAGGUUCAGAAGAUAGUAAAGUUAAUAAAAAAUCAGGAAAUCCCUCAAAUGAUACAAAUCCUAGAAGUUUUAUAAAACUGGAUGAUUGCAUGUGUCCAAGUGAUGGGUACGUUGUAAUAUAUAAAUCAGAAUUAAUGUGUGGAAGUCUUGGAGUUAGAUCACUGGGAGCAAGCAAAGGAGGCCUGUUUUAUGAACUAAUGCUGAAAAAUAGCCCCAAAAUAUCAUCAGAAUGCAUGCUGAGAGUAAGCAAGCUCUCAAGCAGGUGGCUAUCAGAAUUUGGAAUGACAAUAGGAUUAGACGAUGUUACACCAAGUAGAGAACUUAUAGAUAAGAAGAAACAAUUAUUGCUAGACGGAUACUCUAGAGUUGAUGAAGCAAUUAGUAACUUCAAGUUCCUCCAACCAUACCCAGGGUGUACGAGAGAACAAACACUAGAGUUACAAGUCAAGUCCAUUUUAGAUGAAUUGAGGAAUGAAUCAGGGAAGAUAUGCACGUCUUUACUAAACCCAGAUAAUAAGCCACUGAUCAUGUUUAACUCAGGUGCAAAGGGUGCACUCAUCAAUAUCGCACAAAUGGUUGCAUGCGUAGGGCAGCAAAACGUGUCAGGCCAGAGGAUCCAAAACGGCUUCAUAGGAAGAACAUUACCUCAUUUUACAAUGGGGUGUAAGGAUGCAAAGAGUAGAGGCUUCGUAGCAAACUCAUUCUUUACAGGUCUUGAGCCAGAAGAGUUCUUUUUCCACACAAUGUCGGGCAGAGAAGGGCUCAUAGAUACAGCGGUCAAGACCUCAGAAACUGGAUACAUGCAACGUAGACUAAUGAAGGUUAUGGAGGAUUUGUCCGUGUGUUACGACUAUAGUGUGAGGACCAGUGAUGGUCAGAUAGUCCAGUUUUUGUACGGCGAUGACGGUUUGUCGUCAUCGUCAAAGUCGUGUUUCACAAAUUUGAAUAGUUCUCUAGACCACAUAAAACAUAUUAACCCGAUCAACAAGCAACAAAUAUUUACCUCAUCGCAUAUAGACCCUACACACCUUGAUAACCAGGAAAAAGGACCAUCAAAAAAGAGAAGUAAGUUGAAGAAGAUUGGUACAAACAAGGAUAAAGAGCCAAAACUUACACACGAGAGUAAAUGGAUAUUUCCACCAAAAAACGUGGACGAAUUACUUGAGAAAGUAGACACAUUUCUGAAAGAUGAAGAAUUUGUCAGUAAAUUGCCUCCACAAAUUAAGAAUAAAGUUGCUUCAUACAGUCAUUGGAUAAAGCCCGCUGAGACAUAUGGGGAGCCUUACACUGAGAAGGAUCGCAGGAGAAGUUUCGAUAGAUUGGACUCCAAGCAAUUCAACAGGUUUAAGCUGGUUGACGAUAACAUCAUAAACACUUUUAAAAACCACAUUUCGGCAUAUUUCUCAGUGUAUGUUGAGAACAGCUACUCUAGGAGGAAUGUCCCGUUACUACCCCAGGAAAUUGUCACAUGGACGAAGUUUCUGCAACCUUUAUUAACAGAACUACUUCCUCCGACAAUAUAUAGCCAUUCUUCUGUUUCACAGAAUAUGGGAAGUGUUUACGAGUUUGGGAAUACAAUUGAGAGGGUGCUUUUGGAACACUCUGAAAAGAUGGCAUUGACUCUUGAUAAAAACUAUCAACAGGUUAUUGAAUCACAAAACACAGAGUCUGAGGUUAUAAUUGAGAGAUUCAAGUUGGUGAACACAGUGAACAGGAUAUCGCUAGAACAGAUGUUUGAGUUUAUCAGGUAUAGCUGGAAGGAUUAUCAGAAGAGUUUGUGUGAGCCAGGAGAAGCAAUUGGAGCUUUGGGAUCCCAAUCUAUAGGUGAACCAGCAACUCAGAUGACUUUAAAAACAUUCCACUUCGCAGGAGUUGCCUCAAUGAAUGUGACUCUGGGUGUCCCCAGAAUCCAGGAAAUCAUUAAUGCAACAUCACUCAUCGCUACUCCAAUUAUAGAAGUCCCCUUGGAAGACAAUACAGACUACGAUUUUGCUUUGAAGGUCAAAUCUAAGAUUGAGAAGACUACUUUGGGACAAAUAUGCCUAAACAUCAAACAGCUUUACACACCGCAAAUGAGCAAAUUACUGUUCACUCUGAACCGAGAUUUAAUAGAACAACUCCACAUACAAGUUAACGCAGAUAAGGUGAGAGAUAUCAUAAUUGACUCCGGCUGCCUUGGGAAAGUUAAAAUACAUAAAAGCUGCGUGUAUUCAAUAGGAAAGUGGCAAAUUUGUAUAGAACUCCCAUCGAAUCAGCAGCAUUUCUUCCAGCAAAACUCCCUAAUCUCUGGCCUGACCCAACUUGUAGUAGCAGGAUCCAAAAGUGUAAAAAGAGCAGUAAUAAAGCGCGAAAGUACACCCCAAGGUCCUAAUUACCAAAUUGCAGUUGAAGGAUAUGGCCUACAGGAAGUAAUGGGCUGUUACGGCGUAAUGUCAUCCGCGGUUAAGAGUAAUCACGUGGCUGAAGUCGCCAAGGUUCUCGGAAUUGAGGCUGCUCGUAGUGUUAUUAUUAGUGAAAUCCAGAGGUGCAUGGACGCAUAUUCAAUAGAUAUUGACUGUCGUUACAUGAAGCUUUUGGGAGAUGUAAUGACGUUCAGAGGUGAAGUCGUUGGAAUAAACAGGUUUGGAAUACAGAAGAUGAGAUCGUCAGCUCUCAUGCUUGCAUCAUUUGAGGAAACCAACGACCACCUGCUUGAGGCUGCACUCCAUCAUAGAAGGGAUCCAAUUAAAGGUGUUUCUGAAUGUAUAAUCAUGGGGAAACCGAUUUCUCUAGGAACGGGAUCCUUUGAUAUUUUAAUGUCAAAUUAGACCUUUCUCUAAUUUAUUCUUCUAUA